Penicillium chermesinum is the source of this 783-nucleotide messenger RNA. RefSeq lists its product as uncharacterized. Gene Ontology annotation, biological process: retrograde vesicle-mediated transport, Golgi to endoplasmic reticulum. The transcript is spliced from 2 exons. The coding region runs from base 1 to 783 and encodes 260 amino acids. The record is from RefSeq and is a predicted model, not a curated record. Lineage: Eukaryota; Fungi; Ascomycota; Eurotiomycetes; Eurotiales; Aspergillaceae.
AUGUCAACUGCAGAGGAGUCCCCCGCACAGCGAGCUGCGCGUGAACGCCGUGAGCGACGUGAGGCCAAAAUCAAGGCGGGUGGCUCAGCACGUCUCGAUAAAAUCACCAGCUUGAGCGGUCGCACUCCGCAAUCAGCACCGCACACCCAAGCUCCCUCUCAGCGAGACCGAGAGUCCACCGAAGCCAUUCAAGCCCAGCAAGAGGCCUUCCGAGCUCUACUCCGACAGGCUGCGCCAGAAGCGGCACGAGGUCAACAGGGGGAGAACGAGACCGAGGACCCGACCGCAAAACUCUUGAGUUCGCUCCUCGAGGGCGUGCCCGGAAACCCGAACUCCCCUCCGGGAGCCGAACCAGCCGUGCCAUCCUCAAAACUUGCAUCUAUUGCGACGUCGCUCGGCGUGCCGCCUUUCCUGGCCAAAUGGGUCGGUGAUGCAUUCUCAGAGCCCCAGGAGGACCCGAAGAGCGUCCGCCUCUGGAAGGGCAUCCACCUUGUUUUCGCCCUCGGUAUGGCCAUCUACGUAGUUUGGCUCGUGAGAACCUCGGUGGCACUGUUCGGAUUUCCGCGUCCAAAACCAGCGACGGCUCAGAACCCAUAUAUCAUUUUCCAGACGGGCGAAUUCAUCUUGUUCACUACGAAGCUAUUACUAGGCGGGCCGUUCGGGAUUCGAUCAGCUUUUAGUAGCUUCAGGGGAGUCAUCGGAGACGCCAUGAUUGUUCUGUUUGUGUUGGGUGCCGCUACCUGGUGGACGAAUGGAUGGGAAGAUAUCGCACUCCAGGCAUAG